CUGCUCAUCUGCAAAAUUCGCACUCAUGGAAGGCACCAAAGCUUUCCUCGAGCUAGCGCUCGUGAUGGCUUCUGCGCUCUGCGCGAUCACUCCGCUCCCGCCGGUCGGCGCCCAGAUCAGCACGCCGUGCUCCGCGUCCAUGAUCUCAAGCUUCACGCCCUGCUUCAACUUCAUCACCGGGAGCAGCGCGAAGGGGGGGUCCCCCUCCUCCGACUGCUGCAACUCCUUCAAGUCGCUCCUGCAGAGCAGCCUCGACUGCACCUGCCUCGUCGUCACGGCCAACAUACCCAUCCCGCUGCCCAUCAACCGGAGCCUUGUGCUCUCGCUCCCCCAAGCUUGUAACGGCGGCCUUCCAUUGCAGUGCAAAGCAUCCGGUUCGCCCCUUCCUGCUCCAGGUCCAGUAAUGUUUGGCCCAACUCAUGCACCUGCAGCUUCUUCACCCCAUCAUCACGAAGCUGUUUCCGGUUCUCCACAUGUAGCUCCUUCUCCAUCGUUUAGCUCCCGAGCUUCCAAAGCAGUAGCAGCAUCACCACCAACGCUAGCGCCUGAAUCCGACACGACAUCGGAUGAGGCACCGGCUUAUUCGCCGGGGGGAUCAGUCGGCCCGUCAAGAACCCCCGGUGUCCGGCCCGUCCUGAACCCGUUUUCUUCGGCGUCUAGCCCAGCUCACCUUUCUUUACCAUCCCUCGUCCUAAUUUUUGUAGGUGCUGUUGUGUUCAAAUCCGAUUGAGUGAUCUAAUGCUCUCCCCAUCUGUUGAUAUGCGUCUUUGUACGAAAGUGCAUGCACAUGCACGCACAUGUUCAUUAUGUGGCAACCAUGGAUAGUGUCUUGCUUAAA
This is a messenger RNA of Rhodamnia argentea, 838 nucleotides long. RefSeq names its product non-specific lipid transfer protein GPI-anchored 16-like. The coding region runs from base 26 to 730 and encodes 234 amino acids. The transcript has 4 exons. NCBI's taxonomy places the organism in Eukaryota, Viridiplantae, Streptophyta, Magnoliopsida, Myrtales, Myrtaceae. The record is from RefSeq and is a predicted model, not a curated record.